GUCAUUGAUUAUGGUACCGAGGUUGUGGAGUAUAAAAAGCGACGAAACACGUGUUUCAUUCUCUUUACAAACUUCCAAUUUCCGAGAAUAAAUCGUCUUUAAACCAAACGCGGAAAUCCUUAAGCACACGAUGCCUAGGGAAGACAGGAAAACAUGGAAAGCGAAUUACUUCGUUAAACUUAUUAACCUCUUGGAUGAAUAUCCAAAAUGCUUCAUUGUCGGCGCCGACAACGUCAGUUCGAAGCAGAUGCAACAAAUUCGAACCUCUCUCCGUGAGAAGGCUGUUGUGUUGAUGGGGAAAAACACAAUGAUGAGGAAAGCCAUCAAGGGUCAUCUCAACAAUAACCCGGAUCUUGAGAGACUUCUCCCUCACAUUCGUGGAAAUGUUGGCUUAGUUUUCACCAAAGAAGAUUUGAUCGAAACCAGAGAUUUACUUCUCGCCAACAAGGUUGCUGCACCUGCCAGAGCUGGAGCCGUGGCCCCCAAUGAUGUCAUCGUCCCCGCACAGAACACUGGCUUGGGUCCCGAGAAAACUUCUUUCUUCCAAGCGUUGGCAAUUCCAACCAAGAUUUCAAGGGGAACCAUUGAAAUUAUCAGUGACGUUCACUUGAUCAAACCUGGUGAUAAAGUUGGAGCUUCCGACGCAACAUUGUUGUCGAUGUUGAAGAUCUUCCCUUUCACUUACGGGCUUGAGAUCGAACAAGUGUACGACUCUGGUAGUGUGUUCAGCCCAGAGGUCUUGGACAUCACGGAUGACGACAUUCGACGCAAGUUCACCAACGCUGUGCGCAAUGUUGCCUCCGUGUGUCUCGCCAUCGGUUACCCAACCGUUGCAUCGGCGCCUCAUUCGAUCAUCAAUGGUUUCAAGAAUAUCUUGGCUGUCGCUGCUGAGACGGAAAUUACUUUCCCAGAAGCUGAAAAGAUGAAGGCUUACUUGGCUGACCCGACAGCAUUCGCGGUGGCUGCUGCUCCUGCGGCUUCAGAUGAAAAGAAAGAGGAAGCAAAGCCAGCUGAGGAGUCCGAGGAAGAAUCGGAUGACGACAUGGGAUUCGGGUUGUUCGAUUAAACAACAUUACAAUGCAGCCACGCGCUUGGAAGCGUUACGGCGCAAUGUGUUUGAUUUGAAACCCGUUGCUCAAUAAAAUAUAACUUGAAA
Ciona intestinalis (vase tunicate) is the source of this 1156-nucleotide messenger RNA. RefSeq names its product large ribosomal subunit protein uL10. Gene Ontology annotation, cellular component: cytosolic large ribosomal subunit. Gene Ontology annotation, biological process: ribosomal large subunit assembly; cytoplasmic translation; ribosome biogenesis. The record is from RefSeq and is a predicted model, not a curated record. Gene Ontology annotation, molecular function: large ribosomal subunit rRNA binding; structural constituent of ribosome. Lineage: Eukaryota; Metazoa; Chordata; Ascidiacea; Phlebobranchia; Cionidae.